Messenger RNA from Lactuca virosa, 901 nucleotides. NCBI's taxonomy places the organism in Eukaryota, Viridiplantae, Streptophyta, Magnoliopsida, Asterales, Asteraceae. The record is from the annotation of a GenBank genome assembly.
UAGAAAAUAAUGUUGAAUGGUGGGGGAAGCAACAGCAACAGCGACAAGCCGGGAUAAAGGCAGACGAAGACAAGAAAAGAACACAUCCAUCGCUGUCUAUGCCUUUCUCUCCUCUAAAUGCAUGCAUUUGCCUCCCACCAAUCUCAAUCCUCUCAUUUUUAACAUCAUUUGAUUCAGAAAUCAUCUGGGUUUUGUUCCUUUUCCCCAAAUGUACUCAGGGAUUCACUCGAUUCCAUUGGAAGGAACUGGUAUCGACUUCCCCCGGCCGUUAACUAGUACCAACUUGGUCGGAGAUCCAUGUUUGGUGUUGACGACAGAUCCGAAGCCGAGGCUCCGAUGGACGGCGGAGCUCCAUGAGAGAUUCGUCGAUGCAGUUACUCAGCUUGGUGGCCCCGAUAAAGCAACACCAAAAAUGAUAAUGAGAACAAUGGGGGUAAAAGGCCUCACACUCUAUCAUCUCAAGUCACAUCUUCAGAAAUAUCGUAUGGGGAAACAAUCAUGCAAAGAGUUCCCAGAGAACUCUAAAGAAGCGUCUUGCAUUGCUGAAAGCCAGGACAUGGGUUCGUCCACAUCAUCAUCUACAAGAAUGAUGGCACAAGAUUUAAACGAUGGCUUUGAGGUUACAGAAGCUUUACGAGCACAAAUGGAAGUCCAAAGAAGAUUACACGACCAACUAGAGGUUCAACAUCGACUCCAGCUUCGGAUUGAAUCACAAGGAAAGUAUCUUCAAUCGAUCUUGGAAAAAGCUUGUAAAGCUAUAAAUGAUCAAGCAAUUGCGACAGCUGGACUGGAGGCAGCUAGGGAGGAGUUAUCUGAGCUGGCAAUCAAGGCUGCAGCUUUGAAGAAGAGACAAAGGGCAAUGUUCAUGCAAGCAGAGUGGAUGGCUUCUAACACCGGAUAA